This is a messenger RNA of Salmo salar (Atlantic salmon), 2808 nucleotides long. The record is from RefSeq and is a predicted model, not a curated record. NCBI's taxonomy places the organism in Eukaryota, Metazoa, Chordata, Actinopteri, Salmoniformes, Salmonidae.
ACAGGAUGGGCAAUCCACUGAUCUACACCCUGUUUCCCCUUCUAGAACGUGGGUCGGUUCAGUUUGUUUUAAGAUCAGUGUUUUUGAUUUUUAAAGAGAACCGCCCAUCUGGUCGAGUUGAGUGAGUUGUUCUGAGUGAGAGUGAGCAGCACAGACCUCUUGAGAGACCCUACCACAGACCGGCGAGGCGCAGUGUUCAGAAGAGUUGGUAACUCUAGACAGGGACUGGUAGGGUUGACGAGAGGACGCGGGCAGGCAUGGGUUGCAGCCACAGCAAGGUGCGUGGCAGAAUUUGCAAGAAAACGAGGAAAAGCAAAGUGAAAGAGGAAGAGAAGACAGUGAAGGAGGUCAACAACAGUCAAGAUGGAGAAGGUAAAGUCCUUCUGGAGGAGCUGAACGUGGGUCUAGAAACGGAGAAGCAGCUGGGUCAGUAUGAGUGGCAGCUGAAGAUCCUACGGGAGGUGCUCUCUGCCUCUGGGACCCAGGAGAGGGAGGGGCUACUAAAAGACCCAACACAAGGAGAGCUCUGUGCCCUGGUCUACAACAUCAUUGAGAAGGUGAAAACGGAGACGGCUUCUGACAUGACUGUUUUCUAUGGGGAGAAGAGCCAGAGGACUACAGAGCAGCACGAGAGGCAGAUGGAAGAACUACAUAUAGAAUCCCUAUUAUCCCCCACAGAACGGCAGAGGAUACAGAGUGAAGAGAGACAACGGCUAACAGAGACACACCAGGCAGCAGAGAAAGUGUUGAAGGAGGAGGUAGAGGAGCUGACUACAGAGCUCCACGUGUACAAUGAGUUAAAGAAGAGAGUUGACGAGUCUACCUUCAAGAAGGACCUGCAGCGGAACAUUCAGGCCCAUGGCAGUCCUGGGCCAUUCUGGGAGCAGGAGCAGGAGAGUCUGCUGUUUGUCAUUGAGAUGAAGAGUGAACGUAUUCAGGAGCAGGGGAACAAACUGCUACAGAUGCAGGUUCUGGUGGAGAAGAAUCUGUCUCUGGAAGACCAGGUCAUAAAUGUUUUACAGCAGAACGAGGACCUGAGGGUUCGGAUUGACAACCAUCAAAGCCUUAUACAGCAGCUCUCCAAAGAGCACCAGGACCUCCAAGGGACGUUAGACAGGCAGACAGGUCUCUGUCAGAGGCUCACCCAGGAGAAAGAGCAACUCAUGUUUAAACUGAAGCACAGAGACUCCUGUUCUGCCUUCCCAUCCUUCCCCAUAGUGUCUGAGAUCUCCCCCAGCUGAUCCACCCAGACCGAACAGGACAAUCGGUUACUUCUCUCUUAAUCCUGUCUAUGGUUGAAAGCAUGGAUCCGUUAACUUUCCCAAAAUUCUAAAAUGUUUUUUUUCAGUAAUCUCUGCUUUGAGGAUUCCAAGAAUCAGGAAGUAAUAUGCAAGGAGGGAUUUCUCCAACCUGGAAUUCUUCAAGUGACAUUUCUGAAUAAUCUGGGGAUUUUGGGAAUGUUUUGGGACUUUUGCAACCUUACUGUAAUCCUACUUUGACAACCAAAGUCCAGGUACCUUUACAAAGGGCUAUAGUCACAUGUUUGAUGGAACCUGAUGCCAAAAAAUGUUGCUUUUUUUUCUUCCAGUUUUAUACCUGCUGUGCCUUUACAGUACAUAAUGUUUCUGUAGCAGUAUGGUAUUCAUACAACAGGACUGUUUUUAGGGGGGGGUUGGAGGGCAUUGGGCACAGCCAUGCACUGUUGGACUUAACUGACACCCUGCUGUUCAACUGAGAUUCUUAUUCAACUGACAUUCUCAUAGUUGUGUUACUGUACUGAUAUUCUAGGUGAAUGUGACAGUGUUCACUUUGAUGGUUUGAAUUGCAGUUGGAGAGGCAGAUGUUCAAUCAUGUAGUACGUAGCUAGUACCUACAUCUUUUUUUAUCUACCUUCUUCCUGAGACACUAUUACGACGUCUGUCAAGGUUUUACAUCACUGAAUAUGGAGUAAAUGUUACAGAAUAUAAUGCAGUAUAUACAAUUUAAACAGUUACUUUAGACAACUGCUUUUGUAUUAGGGAUAUGUUUUACUUUUUUGUUUCAUACAAUAUGGGAAAUGGAUUGCCAUGGCAAGUUUUUAUUUUUGCAGAUGAGGACUAUGGGUAUUUUUGUGACUUUUUUAAAGUUACAAAGAACCAAAAGCACUUCUCAGUGUUUUUAAUUUCUAUUUCUUCUGAUGCACUAGCACUUUUAAUCAGUAUUUUACUAGUACUAAAUGUGAGAAAGGUUGCUGUAUUUUAUUUUUUUUACUCUUGUUUACUCCUGUGUUUUACUUUUUUGUUUACAUUGACAUUUUAAUAAUUUAGCCAACGCUCUUAUCCACAAAGGCAGCGGAUAGCUCUAGGAGGAGAGAGAGAGGGGGAGUGCUUGAGUUACAAUAAACAUCUGCAUCUGAACCACUGUACUUUGUGUUUGUGUGAAAUGUGUCAGUGUCUCCACUAGGGGGCAGGUUGUGUGAAAUGUAAUAUGCGACUGUUAAUUUUAACUUUUAAUAUUCCAUCUGACAAAACUCCUAUUCUCUAGCUGUAUUGUUUAGUGUGUAUUAUCUUCCUUUUUAUACCAAAAGGCUCUUCUCAGAUAUUUAAAAACAAAUGAUUUUAGUGUUAAGUAACAGUUAUUUUUCCCGUACUGUGUGUAAUGCACUGUAAUAAACGCUGGGGGGCAGAACAGGACAGUUGUGUGGAAAGAGUUGAUGAGUAUUGCUUUGGCUAGGUCCUGUUCUGUUUUAUCUGUCACUUUUUAUUUGAUUUCUCCAGUAUGUUUUCACUGAAAGAAAAAGGCUGUCACAAUAAAAUAAUGAAAAUGUUA